This is a messenger RNA of Panthera uncia (snow leopard), 9527 nucleotides long. RefSeq names its product cysteine and histidine rich domain containing 1 (gene CHORDC1). Gene Ontology annotation, molecular function: zinc ion binding. Lineage: Eukaryota; Metazoa; Chordata; Mammalia; Carnivora; Felidae. Bases 27 to 1025 code for a protein of 332 amino acids. The transcript is spliced from 11 exons. Gene Ontology annotation, biological process: centrosome duplication. The record is from RefSeq and is a predicted model, not a curated record.
CCGACCCGUAACGGUGGGGAAAGAAAAUGGCCCUGCUGUGCUACAACCGGGGCUGCGGUCAGCGCUUCGACCCCGAGACCAACUCCGACGAUGCUUGCACAUACCACCCAGGUGUUCCAGUCUUCCAUGAUGCCUUAAAGGGUUGGUCUUGCUGUAAGAGAAGAACAACUGAUUUUUCUGAUUUUUUAAGCAUUGCAGGCUGUACGAAAGGUAGGCAUAAUAGUGAGAAACCACCUGAGCCAGUCAAACCUGAAGUCAAGACUACUGAGAAGAAAGAACUUUCUGAAUUGAAGCCUAAGUUUCAGGAGCACAUCAUUCAAGCCCCUAAACCAGUAGAAGCAAUAAAAAGGCCAAGCCCAGAUGAACCAAUGACAAACUUGGAAUUAAAAAUAUCUGCCUCCCUAAAACAAGCACUUGAUAAACUUAAACUGUCAUCAGGGAAUGAAGAAAAUAAAAAAGAAGAGGACAGUGAUGAAAUUAAGAUUGGGACCUCAUGUAAAAAUGGAGGGUGUUCAAAGACAUAUCAAGGUCUGCAGAGUCUAGAUGAAGUCUGUGUAUAUCAUUCUGGAGUACCUAUUUUUCAUGAAGGGAUGAAAUACUGGAGCUGUUGUAGAAGAAAAACUUCAGAUUUCAAUACAUUCUUAGCCCAGGAGGGCUGUACAACAGGGAAACACGUGUGGACUAAGAAGGAUGCUGGGAAAAAAGUCGUUCCAUGUAGACAUGACUGGCAUCAGACUGGAGGUGAAGUCACCAUUUCAGUAUAUGCUAAAAAUUCACUUCCAGAACUUAGCCAAGUAGUAGCAAAUAGUACAUUGUUAAAUGUGCAUAUUGUAUUUGAAGGAGAGAAAGAAUUUCAUCAAAAUGUGAAAUUAUGGGGUGUGAUUGAUGUAACACGAAGUUAUGUAACUAUGACUGCAACAAAGAUUGAGAUCACCAUGAGAAAAGCUGAGCCUAUGCAGUGGGCAAGCCUUGAACUGCCUGCAACCAAAAAGCAGGAAGAACAAAAAGAAGAUUCAACAGAAUGAGUUGACGGGGGAAAAAAUGAUUGCCUAUUUCAGAAUUCUUAGUAUGUGGUAAAAUGUUGGCUUGCUGCUGUAAUCUUUGUUGUUGCUGUCGUUGUCGUCAUUGUUGUUGAGUCUGGCAUUUCAGGGUCAACGGUAGGUUCUUAAAAGCCAAAGUCAGGUUAUCAUUUUGUGCCUCCCAUCUUUUUGAGUUACCUAAGGUUGAUUAUUCGUUUCUCCUCACUUGAUAGAACUGUAGUUGUGUCCUGUACUUGAAAAGCUAGAAAACAGCACAGUUUCAGUAUUUCUUGGUAUGAUAUUAUGUUUAGCAGACAAGUGUAACGGAACAUUUGUUUGGUUCACAUCUGUUCCUAUUAUCCCAUAAUUAGUAAAGCCAAGAUGGAAUAUCCGAUUUUUAAUUAGUUUUUUCCAUGAGUUUGUGUUCCUAUAAUACUUGAAAAUCUUUAAGGAAGACAUGAAGCUCUGCAUUGCCUUCUCGGGAAGGUUACUUGUUUUAGAAGGAUUAAUUCUGAGGUAGUGUAGUUUUACUAGUUAAAGAGGACAUAUAUACAUUGAUUAACAAAUUGGAAUUUGUUUGUAACUAAUUAAAACAUCAUAUCAGUACCUUUAUUACUUGCCAAGCGCUAUGAUAUAAAUGUAUCAGAAACAUUAUAAAUAAGAGUAGAGAGGUAUCAAUUUGGUUAAAAUUUGCUGUUAAGACCAAGCAAUAAUGUUAACCAUCUCUUCUCUGAUUUUUUUUAUAAGGUCUUCGUAUGGUGUUAUGACUAAAUUGUACUUGAUUUGUAGCCUACACCCUCUUAAAAUCUUUAAUUAGUUACAUGUAAAGAGAAAUAUAUCUAUAAUUUUCCACCUCUGAUGGAAAACUGUAUCUAUAAAACUGUAGACUUAAAGGCUUAUGGAAAUACAUUAGAGUAUCAAAAAACUAAAUAUUUAAGCUUUGCUUUAUGAGAAAUACCUAUUACAUGUUAAGUAAAGUAGCUUAAUUCUUUUGGAGUUUUUUUAGGCUUUCAUAAACAGCUUGACAAUUCUAGGUGAUACGAUGUUGAUUAUAUAUUAUACUUCAUUAGAUACAGGUAUCACAGACUUAGAUUGUUUAUGCCAAUUGAACCCAUUAAAGGAUAAUUUACUUUUUGAGGCAGUGCAGAGUUCACCAAGAAAACUAAAAUUAAGAAAUGUUAUGAAGGCCAGAACUUUGGCACAGUUUAAGCAUUUUGGGUGUGAAUUAUGCUUAUGUAGAUUAAAAUGAUUAUUUCCCAAUCCCCUUGAGUGUUUUUCUUUUGUUCUUACAAAGAAAAAUUUACAAAAGUACCGUUUUUGAAGUAUAGGUUAAUAGAGGGUUAGGAUAUCUUACUCCACUACCCUUAGCAAAUAACUACUGAAGGUGGUUAUGUAAUUACUGAAUGAUUUAGCACUGUUACAAAUAAAGACGAAAAAUCUGGCAACCAGGCUUUCAUGACACAUGGUAUUAAUGAAAUACCAUGGCCAGAAAUUUUUGACAGUACAGUUGAGACAAAAAUAGAGCAUAUACAACUUGGGGUUGUAUUUAAAUUUUUUCAAAUUAUCUUUCAUAAUUUAGGAACUUGGGUUUAUUUGAAGACAUGAAAUCUUAAUUAUUAAAGGGAAAGGUUGAUACUUGAUUUGACUUGAGAUAAUGAUUAAUAUACCUUUGUUAAUGUUUUCUUCUUGAGGCUAUUUUUCCCUAAACGAUAUCUUAAUAUGUUACAUGCAAUUGAGCUAUUAUUCAAAGCAAGUGGAUUAGUCACCCAAGAGUUAGUUACAGAGUACUGACACUGUGUGUGUGUGUGCGUGUGUGCGUGUGUGUGUGUGUGUGUGAGAGAGAGAGAGAGAGAGAGAGAGAGGGAGGGGUAGCUUAUAUAGUCUGGUUACAUUAGUGACCAUUCUAUUUCCUUUCUUAUUCGUAUGAACAUCUGAUUUGUUACCCAAAUAAAAAUCUAAAUGAUAUUUUUAUCUUAGACUCAUACAUAAAGGAACACAGUUAUAAUUAAGUAGAAUAUGUUUUACUUUAUCUGUCAAAAAAUUUUAUUGAGUUUAUUUGUUUCUCUGGAAAUACACUUUGUCUUUCGCAGCAUUCAAAAAAUUACUGUAGCAAAGCAGUCAAAACUAUUAUGCACUUGGUAACUAACAGUUAAACUCAACAUGGGAGACAGUACUAUUUUUCUUAGCACAUUUGCUAGUAUAGAGAUAGUAAGUUACUAAGAGUUGAGCUUUUAUUUUUUUUAACUUCUUGAAAAUAAUUUUAGAUUUAUAGAAGAAUUGCAAAAAAAGUAUUUAUAUAAGUUUUUAUACCCUAUAUUAAGCUUCCCCUUAUAUUAAAAUCUUACGUGACCAUAGAACUUGUACAAAACUAAGAAUUAGCCUUGGUACAAUGCUAUUACUUAAAGUAGAACAUUAAUUUUGACCGUCUUUUAUUUAGUGGAACACUUGAAAGGGUACUUCUUAAAACCUAUCCUAGUUUGUUUUGUGAUCAUUUUAGCCAGUAAUUUAUAAACCAUUGUAAAUAUAAGUUGAAAUCCUCUUACCAUAGAGAAAUGUUUAUAUAGGUCAGCUAUGUAAUUUCUUGUUGUACCCGUAUACUGGCAAAGACUAAUGAUCAGUUUUAUUAUAAUUUUAUCCUAGAGUUUUGUUUUUUUUUUCCCCUGGAGAUUUUAAUUCUUAUAUAACUUGGUUUUUUAGACAAUUCUUUAACCAUCUAAGGGUGAAGAGAAUCUUAAAGAGUUCUUGCAAAUAUUUUAAGAAGACUUUGGGUUAUUGCUCUCACCCAUUGCUUUUUAAAAAAGAAGUCAGCCAUUCCACAACCCAAAAAGGCAUACAUGCAUACACCCACAGUAAAUUUUUAAAAGCUCAUUAAGGAGUGCUGGUAUCCGUUUAGGGCAUUUGGGUAUGUACUCUAACUUUCUUUUUAACGGCCAUGUAUUUUUAAGUUGUCAACAUAAACAGAGUUUGGUUCAUUUCAUAGCAAGUUAUUUUGAUCUGGCAUUUAUAUUUGGUAUUUUUAUUCUUUGCCUUUUUCAUAGUUCUAUGGCAUCAGUUCUGAAAUGCAAGCUAAGUCUAGUCUGUUUCUAGGUUUUGUUAAUAGGGUUUCCCUCCAUUUAUUUUCAUUGUUGGGUAGAUAGGAAGUUGAAUUUUUUUUUUUUUUAACCUGUUUCCUUACUGCUUAAGUAUUUUACAACUUACGGAGUUGUUGCAUGAUUUGCCUUUUUUAAUGUAGGUAUAGAUGCCUGGGGCUCUAUAUAGGUGGUAUUAUCUCUAAAGUACUGAGCUUGCUGUGUUUUUCUUCUGCAUAGUUAUUUUUCUUUAAUUUUUUUUUUAAUGUUUAUUUUUGAAAGAGAUACAGAGUGCGAGUGGGGGAGGGGUAGAGAGAGAGAGGGAGACACAGAAUCCAAAGCAGGCUCCAGGCUCCGAGUUGUCAGCACAGAGCCCGACGAGGGGCUCCAACUCAGGAACCCUGAGAUCAUGUCCUGAGCCAAAGUCAGACGCUUAACCGACUGAGCCACCCAGUUGCCUUGUUAUUUUUGGUUUUUAAGUUUUUACGUAGUUCUCAGUUGUGAAGAAUUCUUUCAAGAACAGUUUCUCUAAAGAGCAUAUUUUAAUUAAAUGCUAAUUAAUGACUUUUCUUAGUUUUUCAAUUUAGUAGACCACUUUUAAUGUCCAUUAAAGUGAAAUAAAACUUCCACCCUUAAACAUGUUUGUUAAUUAGAAAUUGUGUCAAAAUAAUUUGAUUUCCACUUCUUCUUGACAAAGCAGAUAUACUGUCCAAAUGAUUGAAUUGUUAAAUUAUCUUUAAGACUUUCUUAAUUGAAGUAAGAUGACUAUGAAGCCUGGAAGACGGGAACAUCCCUGAACCUGUAGUACUUUCCUGUCGUCCCCCAAAAAUGAGACUAGAUGAGUGUAGUAGUAUUAAUGUUUUUAAAACACUGUGAUCCUUUCCAUCAGUUUGCAGUCCAUAUUUAUUCAUAUUUUGUGUGAUUAAUUUGUUAAUAUCUGUAGCCUCUUAUAGACUGAAUAUAACCUUGAGUAUGUUUUGACCAACCAUUAUGUCUCCAUUCCAUUUUCUAGUACAGUGCUUGGCAUAUUGAUUGGCUUUUGUAAGUAUCAAGAAGCAAUGCAGCAUUUGUUAUGGGCCAGUCACUUAAUCCUAAUGAUAACUCUGUGAGGUAGGUUCUGUUAUUAUAUUGCAGAGGAGGAAAGUGAUUUAUUGCAGAGGUGAAAUAACUUGCCCUAAGUCAAAACUAGUGAGUUAGGGAGAGUAGAGAUUUCAAGCUCAAGCAGCCUGGCUUUGUGUUCUGUGCUUGUCUUUUAACUAUUCUGUGGGGCUUAUGUGUGUCAGUUGUAUUAAUAGUUUCCAUGAAACAUUGGCACAUAGCAUGGAAAAUUGGUAACACUGUGUUUGGUCACCAGAAACAGAUGUUUAGCUACGUAUGUUGUGUUAGAAGAUAAGUUUAUGAAAUAAAACAUGUAGUCCUUAUGUCUGAGUGGUUUUAGUUUUAAUAAUAGCUGGAUUAAAGACUUCUCAUUUGUGAUUUGACCACUGUUAGGUCUCUAGUUUCUCUCAGCAGCCUCCAAAGAAUUUUCAUAAUCCUGUUUCAAAACAAGUUUCCAUUGUUAUUUUGAAAAUGAUAUGUAUCUUGUAUGGAGCUUAUAGAUAGGAAUGCAUAUCUGCGUGUUAGAUAAAAUGUGUAAUGAAACAGCAUCAAAUUUGUCUUUUGUUUCCCCAUUAGUAUGAGACUUGCUUAAAGCAAUUCUAUAAUUUAAAGUGUCUGUGACAUAAGAUACCUGUAUAGGACAGACAGAUAAGAUUGUAAAGGUAGGACAGAUAGCAAGGGAUCAUUUGAAAUUUUGACUUUCAUCUUCUAGGCUAGGCCAGUGGCUAUCAAAGUAUCAUUUCUAGACCCAGAGGAUCACUGUAUCUCGGAAUCUGUUAGAAAUCCAAAUUCUUGGUCCUCACCCUCAGACCUACAAAAUCAGAAACCUACUAAAUGCGAAACUAGUUCCAGAAACUAGUACAAACCAUAAAGUUUGUACUAGUAGCGUGGAAGUGUGAUCAGGCUUGCCUUUUUUCCCUCUUACCAACUUAUAAUUUUUUAAAAUUAUUUUUUGUUUUAGAAUAGUUUUGGAUUUAGAGAAAAAUUGUGAAGCUAGUACAGAGAGUUCCUAUGUAUUCCACACCCAGUUUUCCCUAUAAUUAACAUCUUACAUUAGUAUGAUAAUAUUGGUUACAAUUAAGAACCCAUAUUGAUACGUUCUUAUUAACUAAAGUCCAUACUUUAUUCAGAUUUCCUUAAUUUUUACCUAAUGUCUUUCUCUGUUCCAGGAUCCCAUCUAGGAUACCACAUUACAUUUAGUCGUCAUGUCUUCUUGGGCUUCUCUUGGUUUUGACAGUUUCUCAUUCUUCCUUCAAAACCCUGACAGUUUUGAGGAGAACCUAGUGGUCAUGUAUUUUGUAGAAUAGCCCUCACUUGGGAUCUGUCUGGUGAUUUUCUUAGGGAACUGAAUGUGUACUGAGAAGGGAAACCACAAACGUAAAGUGUCAUUCUCAUUGGUGAUAUCAAGGGUACAUACUGUCAACAUGUCUUAACAUUUUGUUUAUCUGGCUAAGGUUUUGUGGUUUUUUAACUGUAAAAUUACUAUUAAUUCCUUUCUGUCCUUCAGAAGGAUGUUACUACAUCCAGUCCACACUUAAAGAAGAGUGGGGGGUUAUAUUCCACCUUUUGAGGGUGGAGUGUCUAUAUAAAUUAUUUAGAAUUUUUGUGCAUAGGAAAUUUGUCUCUUCCUAAUUUAUUUCAUCUUUUAUUUAUUGCAUUAUGGACUCUGUUUCAUAUUUUAAGUUAUAAUCUAGUAUCACAUUGUUUUGUUUCUCAGAUUGUUCCAGUUUUGCUUAUCAUGACCUUUUACUUGGCUCCUGUGGGUUUUUGGGGUUUUUUUGUUGUUGUUGUUGUUUAUCCUAUUACUGUCCUUCCAUUGUGGGGUUUUCUAUUGUUUUGUUUUGUUUUGCACUUUCUUACCUUCAGGCACUUCAGAAUGCUCCAGUCAGCCAUUUCUCCAAGGAUCCCUGGUUUAUUGAAGAAUGGUAUUAGGUGUCCACUCAUUGCCACUAAGCUGUCUUUGCUUCUAGGCACACUCAGCUGAUAGCAAGGAAACGUAGGUGUGUAUGCCAACCUGUGUCUAUACACAUAUCUAUAAAUAUUUCUACAAGUAACCAUUUGUAUCUAUAUUAACCUAAACGUGAGUUCAUACUCCUAUCUCCAGCACUAAUCCAUUACUACAUAAUUAUUUUAGCUUCCUCCUCUUGCUUAUUUGUAACUUGCUCUGACAACUUCAACCAUCUGCUAUCCAUUUACUCUAAUUGUUCAAUUCAGGUACGCAUGUAUAGCAGUUUCAGAAUUAUUAACCUAGUUUCACAUGGAGAACAAAGUCAUCAGCUAGAGCAUGGUGCUUAUGUUCGUUUGGUUUUGUUUUUCCUUUAGUCUUCUUGUACAGACUCAGAAUUAGUUGAUUGCCUUUUGCCUUCACUUAAGUUGUUCCAUGUAUUUAGUAAUAAGGCUUGGAUUUUACUUAGAAAUAUCAGUUUGGUAAGAAGGUGUAAUUGGAAAUGGUUGAAGGGAAAGACCAGAUAGGAUAAAGGCAUGAAAUAUGGAACAAAAGCAGCAAGAAAGGAGGGGUAAGUUAAGGGACUUAGGAUCUUGAACUGAAAUUUAUUAGGGACUAGAGAGUGAAACUUCUGCAUAAUUCCUAACUGUGAACAAGACAGGGAAUAUAGAAAAAGGUUGUGAUUUUCACAGAAGACUGCUGAGUCCAAGGAAUGUUGAUGACAUCCCGGUAAAACAGUCCAGGCUGUUGGUAAGUUCUGAAGCUUAAGGUUGGUGAGGUCUUGUCUGGCUCUUAGGAUUUGAAAGUCGUAAGUAAAUAGUAAUGUGAAUAUUCCAUUUGGCUAACUUUGAGGAUGCAAAAUGGAUAGCAUUUUGAACUUUUGUUAGGGUACCUUACUUUUCAUUCAAAAAGCAGUGACCGACCCUGCCCGUGAGUAUGAUGAAGUAGGAGUACACAGGUACUGAGAUAAUGAAGUCCGGUAAAGAAUCAUUCACUCUUACACCCUGAGUAUGCAGUGUAUGCCACCUAAGUCACUUGUGAUGCGUCUUGUGUAUGAAAAAGUGUUUUGCCAGAAGAACAGGGAAGGAAGGCUGGGUUGACAGAAACCACAUAAGUUAACUACAGACUCUUUCUUUAAACAACUUAAUCAGGCAUGAUAUAUUCUUAAGGUGGAAGAAAAUGUGAAGAUUGUGUGUGUCAAUAAAUAAAAUCCACAAGUUUUAAAUGUUUGACACAUUGGGCUUAUUAGAAUUAAUGGGUUUCUUAAAAUUAUUAAUGGAAGCUGGAUUCUAGUAACAGACUGAUCCCAGACUGCAGACUUCAUAUUUAGAGGCCAACAUGGACUGGUUUUGAUGUCUUAGGGAUUCCUUCCAGUACACACACACACGCUCCCCUACAAAACAUAAUAUCUGCAGAAGACUGGAUUGGACACAGAGGGGGGGGAAAAUUUAAGGGAGCAGAAAGCUAAUAACAGGAUAAUGAAAAUUAGAAUUGGAAUGUAUUCAGGUGGAAUUCUAGAUCAGUUUUUCAGGCAGGUAAUUUCAAGCCAUCAGGAAAAGUAAGUGUCUAAUAACAGGACUUUAUCAUUCAAUUGAUUAGAAGACCACAAAUUUUGUGAUUGAAGCUUAGGAAUUUAGCCUGUAGACCUAACAAUAGCGGAGUUUUUGUUCAAUAGCUUGGCAGCUAGUGUGCCAAGCACUUCGCUAAGUGUUUUUAAUAGCUUUUCACUUAAAGUUAGAACACCUUCAUAUGAAUAUAUAUACUAUUAUCCCUAUUUUACUAAUGGAGAAACGGAGGCAAAGGAAAACUGCAUACUUUGCCUCAGGUCACAUAAGUAGCAAAUGGUGAAAUUAGAUUUUAAAAUCAGGGACUUUGACUCCUAAGUCCUUAAACUCUAAGUCACUGUGCAAAACCUAAAUUUAGAACACCAUUUAUUAGUCUUUUCUUGUUUAAUAUCAAACGACCAAAGUAUCAUAAAAAGAUAAUGAGCUUUCACUUUUCACAGUAAUCGGUGGAGCCAUUGACUUAUCUGAGAAGGACCUCUAAAGGGCCAAUGGGUAAUUGACAAGAAUUAGGGAUGGAGUCUGCAGGGCUGAAUGAAAGUAAUAGGCUCAUGGCAAUGAAUUUGUCUUGUAAAGGCUUGUGCAUGUAAGUAAACUUGGCCUUAUUGUCAUCUGGACUUUGGGACAAUUUUCUGCAUGUCUGUAUACCUUAAAUGUAGGUAUGAUUGAAAGGCCAUGUACUUAGGCAAAACACAUCAUUGUAAUGGAGUGAAAGAAGCAAUGCAUUAAGAUUAUUAGUGUGUUAGGCAAAUGAAUUCAUUCUUUCAGUUAUGUGAAACUGGAUAGGUUCUCAUUUGUGAAAAGUCAGGGAAGAUGUCCCAUCAAAUUACAAGAG